Messenger RNA from Maniola jurtina (meadow brown), 1620 nucleotides. RefSeq names its product ferritin subunit (gene Fer1HCH). Gene Ontology annotation, molecular function: ferric iron binding; ferrous iron binding. Bases 260 to 904 code for a protein of 214 amino acids. NCBI's taxonomy places the organism in Eukaryota, Metazoa, Arthropoda, Insecta, Lepidoptera, Nymphalidae. Gene Ontology annotation, biological process: iron ion transport; intracellular iron ion homeostasis. Gene Ontology annotation, cellular component: cytoplasm. The record is from RefSeq and is a predicted model, not a curated record. The transcript has 5 exons.
CGUGUGUCAUUUUCAUUGUGAACCACUUGUCAACACGAGAUGGUAUCGUUAUCGCUGCGUAGUUCAAUAUUUUUAAUACAGAACAUUCAGAAAUAGCGGUUGUCUUUCAUUUUGUUUCGUAUUGAUAAGUUAGCCUUCUGCGCCAGUGAGUGUAAAGGCUCCUAUCAAUAACUAUCGUCAAUUCGUUGCAUUGCAACCUUGUUUCAUCGUCAAAGUAUCUGUGAUUUUAUUGUAGAAAAAAAUAAAGAAAAGAAAAACCAUGAAGACGUUUUUGCUGGUCGUCGCGGCUGUUUUGGCUGUCUGCUCAUCAGCAUUUGCCACACAAUGUAAUGUGAACCCAGUAAACAUCCCAAAGCAAUGGAUCACGAUGUCGCACGGAUGCCGGAACGCGGUGCGCAAACAGAUCCAGAUGGAGGUAGCCGCCUCCGUGCAGUACUUGGCCAUGGGCGCGCACUUCUCCAAGGAUUCCGUGAACCGCCCCGGCUUCGCUAAGCUGUUCUUCGAAGCCAGCUCGGAGGAACGCGAGCAUGCCCUGAAGCUGAUCGAAUACCUGCUAAUGAGGGGAGAGCUCACCACCAACGUCACCUCUUUGAUCACCAUCAGGCCCCCAGAACACAAGUUCUGGGCAUCUGGUCAAGCAGCCCUGGAGGAAGCGCUGAAGAUGGAGACGGAGGUCACCAAGGCCAUCCGGAACGUCAUCAUCAAGUGCGAGCAGGACCGCGAGGACAACGACAACAAUGAUUAUCAUCUUGUCGACUACCUCACCGGAGAGUUCCUCGAAGAGCAAUACAAGGGACAACGCGACAUCGCGGGCAAGGCCUCCACGCUCAAGAAGAUGAUGGACCGCCACUCCGCCCUGGGAGAGUUCAUCUUCGACAAGAAGCUCCUUGGCAUGGACAUCUAAAAGCCAUGAAUCCAAGCCAUAUAUUGUAGUUUAAAAAAAACGUCACUUUUGUCACUAUCGUUUUAAAAAUAAAUCGUUUUUUUUUUUAAUUUUUAUUUAUUGUUUUUCUCUAAAAAGUUAACCAUAGAAAUGUUAAAGUAAUGUGUAGUUAAAAAAAAAAAAAACAAAGUAAGUAAUGCACACCUUUAUCAUUGAAAUAAAGCAUUUUAUUCAUAGAAAUUGUUGGAUUUAUUCAAAUUAAUGGAGCUACAAAAUUAAAAGUUUCUUCGUGCUUUAGUCAUUGUUAGGACAUUCUAUUUUCAAAUUACAAACUCGCUGUAGAAAUAAAUUAAAUAGACAAGUUUUUUUUUAUCAGUACAAAUACCUUUUUUUUUAAUUUUAAUUUUUUACCACAGAAUGCGAAAGUGGAAAGGCCGAUUUAGUAAUUUAGGUCUUUUCUAGAUUUUAUGUAAAAAUGUAGUUAUAGUUUUAAGUUUAAUUAGUAAAUCUAAAAUUUUGUAAUUUAUUAAUUUUUAUGCUGAGAAAGACGUUUUCCUUCGAAAUACCUAUCAAUGUAAGUACCUAUGUAGGUUUAUCUUACUAAAAAAACUCCUAUCAAUUAUAUUAUGAUGUUCAAAAUUCCCGCCAUAUUUUUUCGUUAUUUGUAAAAGAUUAUAGGUAUGAUAGUUAACUUUGUCAUCUCUUAUUUUGAGAAAUAAAUAUUACUUCCGUCACAA